Messenger RNA from Phytophthora nicotianae INRA-310, 384 nucleotides. RefSeq lists its product as hypothetical. The record is from RefSeq and is a predicted model, not a curated record. NCBI's taxonomy places the organism in Eukaryota, Oomycota, Peronosporomycetes, Peronosporales, Peronosporaceae. The coding region runs from base 1 to 384 and encodes 127 amino acids. The transcript has a single exon.
AUGGCUACUCAUAAUAACAAAAAAUGCCGGCGCUGUUCUUGUCGGAGCAAGGCGUGUCAGCGGCGUAGGGUGGAGCGGCGCCAAGGCAAGAGCUUGAUCUCCCACGCUCAGUUCCUUCUGAUCCCCUGUCCCGGUGCCUCCACCAGGAAGCACCAGAUGGAUGCGGAUGAGGAACUACAGCCAGAUGAGAUCGCCAUCGACAGCGAGGACCUUCAGGUCAUGAGUGAGUCGGUCAGCAAGAUGCAGCAGCAAAUAAGUCGGGGUCUGCGUGAUAUCCAAGAGAUUCGUGCCCUGGUCAAGAAGGCGGUAGCCCAGCGAGAGCUUGAACAGCGUGAGAUUGCCAUGCGAAGGGUGAAAACGGAGAGUAAAGUCACCAGGCGCUAA